AUGUCAAAGCCGCGGUCCACACGACCGGAUCCCAUUUCUUAUGUCUGUGUAGUCUCCGGCGAGGGCACGGAGUUUAUUCUCCCAGAGGCCGCCGUACGGCAAAGUAAGAUGUUGGCCUCUCUUCUAGAUGGCAUUUACUGUCUCCCCAAUCGCGGCGGCUUUGGGGAUCAACAGCGGCAGCGGCACGCCACUCCCGGUGUGUACGUGACGAACAACAUUAACGUAAUGCCGAGAAUUCCACUGGCGCCACUCUCCACACGUACACUUGAGUUGGUUGUGCGGUAUUUACUGCAGCGCUCUCUUGGUGAUCCCAACUCCACCGAGGAGUAUUCACUGCUUAGUGAAUUAAGCCCAGUGAUGGAUGAGGAUCAGGAUGCUGUUGCGGACGUCUUGCUGGCUGCAGACUUUCUUGAUUGCUAG
Molecule: messenger RNA, 420 nt
Organism: Trypanosoma theileri
Lineage: Eukaryota; Euglenozoa; Kinetoplastea; Trypanosomatida; Trypanosomatidae
Exons: 1
Coding region: 1-420 (139 amino acids)
Source: RefSeq, a predicted model, not a curated record